AGCCAUUAGCGCGGCGGGCGGGACGCGGCUGGGUUGGCGAGCUCCUCCUGUUGGGAGGCUGCCCGGCACCGGGCACGUGGGCAACGGGCCAUGGCGGCCUCAAUUAUCGGCCAGGAGCUGGGCCAAAUCUCUGGCCAGGCAAAAAUAGACCUCUUAUUAGUUGGAGAUAUCACGGCUCAGUACCUGGCUGAUGUUGUACAGAAAUUCUUUUACAGUAUGGCGGAAGUCACCAUAACCAUUAGUGACGUGAGGAAGGCGGCGGCUCUUCUGGAUGCAUGUGCAUUCAACAUGGUCUUCCUGAAGGUGACUCUACCGACUGCCCAGGAGCUGGAAGCUGUCAAAUUAAUUAGAUUUGGCAAGAGGAAAAAUACAUAUUUGCUGUUUGUUUUUAUAAUCCCUGAAAAUUUUAAAGGUUGUAUUUCAGGGCACGGAGCUGAUAUUACUUUAACUGAACCACUGACAGUGGAGAAACUGAGUAUUGUGGUAAAAUACUGGAAAACAUAUUUCUCAAAUACCGUUAAGAAUGAAAAUUCUAUGAAGCCUGAGCAAUCUGGAUUGCCCCUGCAGAAGUCCACCAGUGAACACCUGGGAUAUUUUUCUACUGAUCUAUUUGCUUGCUCUGACUCUCUAAGAAAUGACAUUGGGCUUCAACUAAACACUCCGUUGUCUGAUUUCGGGAAAAGCAAGAAGAUUUCUGUUCUUCAUUCAAGCAAGGAAAAGCUGAGAAGAGAACGAAUCAAGUAUUGCUGUGAGCAGCUGCGUACUCUGUUGCCAUAUAUAAAGGGGAGAAAGAACGAUGCCGCUUCGAUUCUUGAGGCAACAGUUGAUUAUGUGAAGUAUAUCCGGGAGAAAAUCCCUCCAGCCGUGAUGGGCCAGAUUACAGAAGCACUUCAGAGCAAUAGGAGGUUUUGUAAGACACAACCAGUGCCCAUCCAGGUCUCCCUCCCAGGCACGGUCAUGGCCCAGAGGGAAGACAGUGUAUUGGCAAGCACGUAUUCACCUGUGAGAGGGAUCAGAUUCCUGGCUAAUAAGUGCUUGAACGUAUACUCCGUUCCUGCCUCCGGGGGCUCCUUGGAUGACGCCAUGCGAGGUCAGUCUAGCUCCACUGCAGAGAAUGCUAUUGGUGAUAUGUAUAAAAGUCUAGUUCCCAGCACAGCUCUCUCUCUCAAUUCCUUCCAUGCUGUCAGAUACUAUUCUAAAGUCAUCCCUUCCUAUGAUGCAGCAGCCGUAACAAAUCAGAACAUCUCAGUUCAUUUUCCAUCAGCUGUGCCCAAAGUGUCCAAGUUUCUUCCUCAGCACUGCAAUUCUGUGCUGGGCCAGACGUGCACAGCACAUGCCAACUGCCUGCAACAGUUUUGGGCAUAUUAAUAGCACAUGUUUGAAAUUCUCACUCUAGACCACCUAUUGGGCGCAGUUUGAUAAUAUGUGAAGAAUGGAACAAAGAAUGAUCUCGAAAGCUACAUCCAGAGGCCUAAUAUCAAAAGAGUUUGCAUUGCAUGGUUUAUGAUAAAUGUACUAAAAGCUUCUACAGACAGAAAGACAGCAAAAGUGCUAUCUUUUCACAUGCCUUCACUUAUCUUCAUACGUACUUGGAUCUCCCACACCCAGAAAGCUACAAGAACAAAUGUCCUAGGUGACCUAGACUCUUUGUUUAUCUCAAAAAAGAUUCCACAAUUUAUGGGGAAAAAAGUGCAUUAUAUAAAAGAUCCACAUAGACUUGAUAAAGUGGUAAAAUUGGGGAGGUGCCUUGAUACUCUGGUGUCCCUGAGUACAGGUAUUGCAAUUUGACUCUUAUUUUUAGUAUCACUGAAUUGCUGUCACUUAUUUCUGGGUAGUUUCUUUUGUAGGUUUCACAUUUUAGAGAGCUUCAUUAUUCACCAUUCAAACUAAGAUGUCUUAGUUUGAGAGAGGUGUUUACCUCCCCGCUUGACUACUAAUGAAUAAAUUGACAUAUUUGUUUUUAUAUUUCAUAAUCCCUUGAGUGAAAUAAUAGCUAAUAGAUAAAAUUUUCUUUCUGGAUCUUUAGUUACAGAUUAGCAGGUGCUUCUUUGUUUUUCAUCUUUUCUUCCCCAUAGGUAUUAGAAAAGGCUGUUGAAAAUAAGGGGAGAAAAAUGUUUGUUUUACAUUUCCUUGAAGUAUUCUUAUGCAUAAUAUAAGUUUUAUUGUUAAAUAUUCAGUUUUGACCCUGAAAAUGGCAACCCAUUUUUGUUUUGUUUAACAAAUAUGUGUUCCCUCUUUUAGUAGUACUAUGUAGGGAAUUUAAUUUUACUCGACUUUUGAGAAGUUUAAAAAUUACUUUAGGCACAGCCUAAUUUUCAUGUUAAAUUGUAUAGCUUUCCUUUGAGGAUGCGUUGAUGAUGGAAUCUGUAGAUGUUUGAUAAACUUUA
Molecule: messenger RNA, 2387 nt
Organism: Rhinolophus ferrumequinum (greater horseshoe bat)
Lineage: Eukaryota; Metazoa; Chordata; Mammalia; Chiroptera; Rhinolophidae
Gene: SOHLH2
Product: spermatogenesis and oogenesis specific basic helix-loop-helix 2
Exons: 11
Coding region: 91-1368 (425 amino acids)
Biological process (GO): regulation of DNA-templated transcription; spermatogenesis
Cellular component (GO): nucleus
Molecular function (GO): RNA polymerase II cis-regulatory region sequence-specific DNA binding; DNA-binding transcription factor activity, RNA polymerase II-specific; protein dimerization activity
Source: RefSeq, a predicted model, not a curated record